Molecule: messenger RNA, 2378 nt
Organism: Salvia miltiorrhiza (redroot sage)
Lineage: Eukaryota; Viridiplantae; Streptophyta; Magnoliopsida; Lamiales; Lamiaceae
Exons: 6
Coding region: 622-1839 (405 amino acids)
Source: RefSeq, a predicted model, not a curated record
AAAACACCCUUAUGUUACCUCUCCAACUACACUUAGGGCUGGUUUGGUUGGGGGUUAUACAGCAUAUAAGUUAUUUUUAUCCGGAUUAGACAGGAGUUUGGUAUUCUAUUAAAACAUUGUGGACGGCCCUGAGAUAAAGCAAGGCCCGUAGCUAAAUUUCAGUAUUACGCUGUAUUCCUAAUACCUCCAACCCCCUCCGAUUAUGGUAAUCAAUGCAGAUUAUGGCAAUAUUUUUCACUACCCUCGCACGACUUCCGAUGAGUGGAUUUCAACCCUAGCUCCCUUUCUUCCCUUCGCCGCUCUUUCUCCAUUCCUUCUGUUUCGAACCUAUGGUGGAAAUAAUUUCAGAUUCGAUUUGCUAAUAAACUGAUCAAAGCCAUCAAAUUCCCUCUCUCACAAUAUUCAGAUUUCAGAUUCAAAGUCAUCCACUUCCAUCUCGAACGCGGCCAAUUGCUCCAUACAAUUUCAAAGGGUAUAAACUAGGAUUUGGGCAUUUCGGCGGCACCAUCUUCCAGCUGUUCUCAGAUCAAGAACUGAGCAAGAAAAUCUGAAAGGCGUCAUCAGCAGUGUAAAGAUCGAACGAAGAGCAGGCUACCAAAGACUCCGCACGUGUGUACUGAAAUGUCAGGGAGGGAAAGUAGUCGUGUGCGUGACAUGCGAUUCGUCUUGUUACAAGAAAUUUUGCGUGAUCAUGUCAUCCAAGUGGCUCUGUUAUUUGCAUUCUAUGCUAAGUAUAGGUUAAGGAAAAGAAAGCGAGGUGAUGGAGCCUUAAAGUACGAGAUAAUAAGUAAGAUGCCUGACCAAGAAAAACACUUACGUCGUUUAGUAGGUGUACAUGAUGUGGACUGUAUUUCCAACCUUCGUAUGGAUCGUAGGACUUUUGCUAGGCUUUGCGUGAUUUUACGAGAACGGGGUGGUUUGGUUAAUGGUCGGUUUGUUACAGUUGAGGAACAAGUAGCAAUGUUCCUUUCAGUUCUAGCACAUCAUAAAAAGAACAAAGUAGUCAGAUUCGACUUUUGGAGAUCCGGUCAAACGAUCUCGCAUUAUGUACAUGCGGUCUUAGGAGCAGUUAUUAGGGUACAUGAUUUAUUCCUAGCCAAACCCGAAGCUGUUCCAGCAGAUUGUAGUGACCCACGGUGGAGGUGGUUUAAGGGCUGUUUAGGGGCAUUAGACGGCACUUAUAUCAGUGUCAUGGUCGGUAACGAGGAUAAACCUCGGUAUCGGACAAGAAAGGGGCAAAUAUCAACAAAUGUUCUAGGUGUUUGUGAUCGUAAUCUGAAUUUCAGUUACGUACUAACCGGUUGGGAAGGAUCGGCUGCGGACUCUCGAAUCCUACGAGAUGCAAUUAAUAGACCUCAUGGCCUUAGGGUCCCAAAGGGGAACUACUAUUUGUGUGACAACGGUUACGCGAAUAGUGAUGGUUUUCUAACGCCUUUCAAGGGUGUUAGAUACCAUUUAAAAGAGUGGGGUCCGAAUAAUGCACGACCACAAAAUAAAGAAGAGCUAUUUAACCUGAGGCAUAGUAAGGCGAGAAACGCGAUAGAGCGAGCCUUCGGCAUAUUGAAGAUGAGGUGGGGUAUUCUUAGGUCUCCAUUUUACCCUAUUCGGGUGCAAAAUAGACUCAUAAUGGCAGCAUUCUUACUCAAUAAUUUUGUUCGGAUGGAGAUGCCGAUCGACCCCAUAGAACAGCAACUAGACAAUAUGCCUCAAGACAACGGGUUGGCCAUAGAUGCAACACAUGAUGAAUUCAUUGACGUCGUUCAGUGUUCCCCCGAAUGGAAUGCGGCGAGGAAUGCCUUGGCCGAAGCUAUGUGGUCGCAGUAUCUGAAUAAUAAUUAGGAUGGACGCUGCUUCGGAAGUAUCAACACGCACCCCUCAAUGUAGCUGCGGCAAUGGAAACAUGGAGCUCAAGUGCGCGGGCUAUACAUCAGAGAAUCCCGGUCGAUUUUACUACAAAUGUCCUACGGGUAAGAACCAUUGGAAGGGCUUUUAUUGGUAUGACGAGUACCAUCGGAUAGGCCGACGAAAUGUGACUUCCACUGCCGGCUCUUCUCGAAGUAUAGUUUUCAGCCAACCAACUACUGCUACACCUAUAUCUCAGCCUGCAUCACCAAAUGUUGUCACCAAUAUGGGUCUACAUGGAAGCGGAUUGACAUUACCCCGUAGCUAUUUGGAGUUCAUUUGUGCCGUGCUUGGUCUCACAAUAUUUGUUCUAAUCCUAGGUAUUGUUAUGGGUAAACUCAUGUGAGGGUAUGUGAUUUGGUACUUCGUUGCAUCGUCCAAACAAUUUCAAGUUUUAUUUCUUUCAUUUGGGAUUCGACUUAUCUAGAGUAACUGUUUGCAGGAUAUUAUACUGUAUGGCAAACUGCCAUUUUCAU